Molecule: messenger RNA, 2000 nt
Organism: Mya arenaria
Lineage: Eukaryota; Metazoa; Mollusca; Bivalvia; Myida; Myidae
Product: cell division control protein 42 homolog
Exons: 3
Coding region: 928-1527 (199 amino acids)
Biological process (GO): small GTPase-mediated signal transduction
Molecular function (GO): GTPase activity; GTP binding
Source: RefSeq, a predicted model, not a curated record
UAGGAAAUACACUAAGUGAAAAACAAGAUUUGACAAGUCCAUAGCUCACUACAUGAACUUGUUAUAUGAAUGAUGAAAUAUCAAUUUGGAUAUAUUGUUAAUUGGUAAAUUUAAUUGAUGCUUUAUGUAAUACGGAAAUAUCGUAGACACAUUUCAUCAUUUGAAACGGGAUAAAACAGCUACAUGCAAUUUCAUCCGAAUAUUGCGCGAACAAAACCGGAAGGUUGGUAUCGGCUAGGUUGGUAUCGGCUAGUGUUGUAGCGGUAACGCAGGGUGACGCCAAGCUACUGAAGAUGUUAAUCCCAGUGCGCUAUUGUUAUUAAUAUUAAACGCCGAUUGUUUUUGUUAAUCGGGCUUUGUUACUUCCUGGUGUCUAAAUGGCUCGAAAAUGGCUUAAUUUUGAAUAGUCUCUGAUGAAUUAAAGUGUGUUUUAACCCGCUGGUCUUACAAUUGGACCAGUUAUUCUGUGACGCUAGGUAGAUCACGUUUGUGAAUCGCGAGGUCAAAUAAAGAUAGAGGGACGCAAUGCUUUCAUUGUCCGGUAAGAUGAUACUGUGAACAGUAUGUAAAUAUAAUAAUCAAACUAUAUGGAGUAUCUAUGCAGGAAAACAAUUGAUAAAGCGUCCAAAGUGUGCAUACUUCAUCGAUUGUGCGAUAAACAUUGACUUCUGUCGGAUGUGAAAGUUUGGCUUUAAAUUGUCCAGGGUGUCAAUUCACUGUGUAUUUUAAAAACCCAAGGUUAAAAACGUGCGAUCCAUACGGCGCGAGUUCCUGUCAACCUGCACGUUUUCACAGCAUUCGUGCAAAAUAUCACAUUAACUUAACUGUCAAAAGUACGAUACCCAAUCGUAUACCUGAUAGUGAAUUUGGGACAUCACAUUGAGCGAUUCGAAGAUCCCUUGCACGGUGCAUGUAUGAAGGACAAGGAUGGUGGUGUUGCGGGGUGACUUGAUCAAGUGUGUCGUUGUCGGCGACCCCGCUGUCGGCAAAACCAGCUUGCUCAUGAACUACGCCACCAACAGGUUUCCGUCACAGCACGUGCCCGCUGUCUUCGAUAACUACGCCGGCAGCCUGGAUCUUUCCCGGCGGCGAUACAACUUGCAUCUUAUCGACACCACGGAACAGGGCGGUUCGAAGUCCCUGGAGUACAGCUAUCCCGGCACGGACGUAUUUGUCGUCUGCUUCUCCGUUGUAAAGCCUGAAACGUUCACGCACAUGCACGAACACUGGAUACCGGACAUACAGGCGCGCAUGGGCGAUACGCCAUUUAUCGUAGUCGGCACGCAGGCGGACUUGCGCGAUGACCCGGAAGUGCUAAGGACAUUACAGGUCAAGGGUCAAUCGCCUGUCCGCCAGCGGGAUGCUGCAUCUCUCUGCCGAAAAGUAGGAUCAGUGUGCUACUUUGAAACUUCAACGGAAAUGAAGAAGCGACUGCGGCGGGUCAUGAACGAUGCGUUCGUCUCUGUGUUUUGUCCCAAAGCGGAAUUUAAUAUCGGUUGUUGCCUUCAACCACCUAACUUUCCUUAGGUUAUGAGAAACUUGAAAGUACCCGAUACUUAAAUAUAUUCCAUGUUUACCUUGAACUAUUUAGAAAUAAGGAAAACCCAGUAAAUAUACUUGUUGCUGUUCUACAUACGAUGUAGUGACAGAAGUAUUAUAUUAUUUUUAGUCAUUAUUAGUGUGUGUGUGUGUGUGUGUGUGCGUGUGCGCGCGCGCGCGUGUGUUUGCUUGUGUGUAAGCGUGUGUGUGUUUCUAUGUUUCUGUGUGUGACUGUAUGCGCAUGUGUGCGUGCUGAACUGAUUGUAUCAUAGUGCCUUCCAAAACCAGUGUACUGAUCAAUGUGUAGUAUUGUAUGUUUACAACUCUGGUGAUAGUAAAUCAACAUAUGAUUGAUCAUUACUGUGCACAUUGAACUUGUUUUCAAUAAUUUAUUUUGUUUGUGUUUUUCCUUAAGUUGUUAAUGAGGUAAUAUAUAUGUAUAUUAAACAAUGUAAAACUUA